This is a messenger RNA of Spathaspora passalidarum NRRL Y-27907, 1689 nucleotides long. RefSeq lists its product as uncharacterized. Gene Ontology annotation, biological process: amino acid transmembrane transport. Gene Ontology annotation, cellular component: membrane. The transcript has a single exon. Gene Ontology annotation, molecular function: amino acid transmembrane transporter activity. The coding region runs from base 1 to 1689 and encodes 562 amino acids. Lineage: Eukaryota; Fungi; Ascomycota; Pichiomycetes; Serinales; Debaryomycetaceae. The record is from RefSeq and is a predicted model, not a curated record.
AUGACAGAACCAAAAAAGGAUAUUUUGGAAUUUGAAAAGUUCGAUGAAGGACUUCAUUUACAAUCUACACAAACAGAUUCUUCCGUUGACAAGUCAUUCGCACAAUCAAUAGUCGACUCGUUCAGACGAGCACCACCAAAUACAUCAUACAAGAAGGCAAUAUCAAAAAAUGAACUACGUAUAAUGUCCCUUUCCACAGGGUUAGGAACUGGGCUUUUGGUUGCUGCAGGUCAAAAGUUGAAAAAUUCUGGUCCUGCUGGUUUACUUAUUGCAUAUGCUGUGGUUGGGUUGGGUAUGCUUGUACCCACGGUCAGAUCACUUAGUGAAUUAUCGGUUGCCUAUAGUGGGUUACCAGGUGGUUUUCAAUCAUAUUUUGCCAAGUUUAUUGAUGAAAGUUUGGCGUUUGCAUUAGGGUGGAAUUACGCCAUUCAGUGGAUGUGUGUCAUUUCCUUGGAGUUGGUGGUUGCUACCAUGACGAUAAAUUUUUGGAAUAAAACGAUUAAUCCGGAUAUAUUUGUGAUGGUAUUUUUGCUUUUUGUGAUAUUUAUUAACCUUUGUGGGGCAAAAGGGUAUGCAUAUUCUGAAAUGAUUAUGAAUUCGACCAAGAUUUUCAUGUUGACUGGGUUUUGUAUAUUUGGAUUGGUUAUGGUUCUUGGAGGUGGUCCUGAAGGAUGGGUUGGUGGAAGAUAUUACCAUGACCCGGGAGCAUUUACAAGUUUUAAAGGUAUUGCUGGAGUAUUUGUCACGGGGGCAUUUUCUCUUGGGGGUUCAGAGUUUAUUUCCUUAUCUGCGGCUGAAACCAAACAUCCCCGUAGAUCACUUAGAGCUGCAUCGAAGUUGGUUUAUGUCAAGGUUAUUGUCUUGUUUUUGGGAUCAUUAACUUUUAUUGGAUUGUUGGUUCCUUACAAUCAUCCAAGACUUACUGGUUCAGGAUCAUCAUCUUCUACUUCUCCAUACGUACUUGCCACUUUAAUCCAUGGGGUUCCUCAUUUAAGUCAUGUUAUAAAUUCGGUGAUUUUAAUUUCGGUUACGUCAGUUUCUAUUGCUGCCAUGUAUAGCUCGCAAAGAUUGGUUCAAUCAUUAGCUCACCAAGGACUUGGACCUAAAUGGUUGGAUUACGUUGAUAGAAAAGGUAGACCAGCCAGGGCCUUUUUGGUUUGUAUUAUUGCUUCCUUUUUUUCUUUUAUAGCUGCAUAUGAUCAACAGGAAGCGGUAUUUACUUGGUUAUUGUCAAUUUCAGCCUUGAGUUUUAUCUUUGUUUGGAUGUUUAUUUGUGUGUGUCACAUUAGAUUCCGGGCUGCUUUGAAAUACCGAGGAAUUAAGGUGAGCAGUUUAGCAUAUGUUUCUCCAACUGGACUUUGGGGAUCAUAUCUUUCCAUUGCAAUUAAUAUUUUUAUGUUGGGAUGUCAAUUUUGGGUUGCAUUAUGGCCAAUUGGAGGGGACGGUAAGCCUGAUGUUAUGUCAUUUUUCCAAAAUUACUUGGCAGUUCCAUGUUUUAUUGUGUUUUAUUUGGGGCAUAAAAUUUACACUGGUAAUUGGAAACUCUUUAAACGUGUUGAUGAAAUUGAUAUUGACACCGAUCGAGUAAUCUACGAUCGAGAAAUUUUAGACUUGGAAAAUACUGAAGAUAAAGAAAAGUAUGACCAAGCUCCAUUUUGGAAAAAGAUUUUGAUUAAAUGUUUUGAUUAG